AUGGGACACCUCUGCCACCAGCAGCCCCCCGCAGCCACCCCCCAGCGCUGCCGGAGGAAGGCAGGGGACGGCGCGGCGCUGCCGGGGUCCCCGCUGCUCCUCCUCUUCCUCCUCCUCGCCUCCUCGAUGUCUGCCUGCAAAGGUGCACCGAUGCCAACCCAAGCACUCAAGGCAGAUCAGGAUUUGCAGCUGUGGAAAGAGAUAGACGAUGCAUGUUCCGCCUACCUGUCCACAGAUUCUCAGCCUCAGGCAUCCAGUGUGCUGGAAGAGCUUUGUUUUCUGGUCAUGGGUUUUCUCCAGAAACCACAGGGUUCAGAUGAAAAAGACAACACCAAAAGGUUCUUAUUUCAUUAUUCUAAGACUCAUGACUCAGGCAACCCAGACAUCACGUCAUCUGUCCUGCAUCCUUUGCUGCAACUUGUUCCCCAGCUUAAUGAGAGAAGACUGAAGAGAUACAAAGUGGACGAAGCACUUCAAGGACCUGGAGGGAUUCAAAGUAGAGGCUAUUUUUUCUACAGGCCACGUAACGGAAGGAGAUCAGUGGAUUUUCGUUAA
Messenger RNA from Nipponia nippon (crested ibis), 555 nucleotides. RefSeq names its product neuromedin U (gene NMU). NCBI's taxonomy places the organism in Eukaryota, Metazoa, Chordata, Aves, Pelecaniformes, Threskiornithidae. Gene Ontology annotation, biological process: neuropeptide signaling pathway; positive regulation of synaptic transmission; positive regulation of smooth muscle contraction. Gene Ontology annotation, cellular component: terminal bouton. Gene Ontology annotation, molecular function: neuromedin U receptor binding. The record is from RefSeq and is a predicted model, not a curated record.